UGACUGUAAUGGCCGGAGAAACAUACUCGUGAAAGUAGUAAACAUACCUCGAAGCGUUUCCUUUAUAAUUUUUCCCUAAAAAAAAAAAUCAAACCGAGAACCAUUCGUAAUUUAUUUUAACGUGACUUAAUCAAGAUCCGAUUCAUUUUCGCGAAAUCUUGGAAAUUAAUCGAUAACCUCAAGCAUCGACGAAGAUUGUCCUCAUGGAUCGAGAUCGCCAAGACCGUGAUAAGGAUAGAGAUAGAGAUAGGGACCGUGAUAGGAGACACAGAUCUCGUAGUAGGGAUCGUAGGAAACGUUCACGCUCGCGUUCUAAAGAACGAAGAGAUCGAAAAAGGAGUAAUUCUCCUAAGAAGGGUCGUAGUUCUAGAAGAAGAAAACCAUCUCUUUAUUGGGAUGUUCCACCACCUGGGUUUGAACAUAUUACUCCCUUACAGUAUAAGGCAAUGCAAGCUGCAGGACAAAUACCAGCAAACAUUGUGGCAGAUACACCGCAAGCAGCUGUACCAGUCGUUGGUAGUACAAUAACUCGACAAGCAAGGAGACUGUAUGUAGGAAACAUUCCAUUUGGCGUGACUGAAGAAGAAAUGAUGGAGUUUUUCAAUCAGCAAAUGCAUCUAUCUGGACUUGCACAAGCUGCUGGAAAUCCAGUGUUAGCGUGUCAGAUCAAUUUAGACAAAAACUUUGCUUUCUUAGAGUUCCGUUCGAUAGACGAAACAACGCAAGCUAUGGCAUUCGAUGGUAUCAACUUCAAAGGACAAAGCUUGAAAAUAAGAAGACCUCAUGAUUAUCAGCCAAUGCCAGGAAUGACUGAUAAUCCAAGCAUGAACGUGCCAGGUACGGUUCCUGAUUCUCCACACAAGAUCUUCAUUGGUGGUUUACCCAAUUAUUUGAACGAAGAACAGGUGAAGGAGUUGCUGAUGAGCUUUGGACAACUAAGAGCAUUCAAUCUAGUAAAGGAUUCGGCUACAGGUCUAUCCAAAGGUUACGCAUUCUGCGAGUAUGUUGAUGUGUCAUUGACUGACCAAGCAAUUGCUGGAUUAAAUGGAAUGCAGCUGGGAGAUAAGAAAUUAAUUGUACAACGAGCUAGUGUAGGUGCUAAGAAUCCUAUGAUUGGCGCACAAGCUCCGGUUCAAAUCCAGGUGCCUGGAUUAUCUAUGGUGGGGACAAGUGGACCAGCCACUGAGGUGCUUUGCCUACUGAACAUGGUGACUCCCGAGGAAUUAAUGGAGGAAGAAGAAUAUGAAGAUAUUUUAGAAGAUAUUAAAGAAGAAUGUAACAAGUACGGUGUGGUUCGAUCAGUAGAAAUACCACGACCUAUAGAAGGUGUUGAUGUACCUGGAUGUGGAAAAGUAUUCGUCGAAUUCAAUAGCGUGAUUGAUUGCCAGAAAGCACAACAAACUCUCACAGGACGAAAAUUCAAUAACCGCGUUGUGGUGACGUCAUACUUCGAUCCAGACAAGUAUCAUCGCAGAGAAUUUUAAAUUAUA
This is a messenger RNA of Hylaeus anthracinus, 1490 nucleotides long. RefSeq names its product splicing factor U2AF 50 kDa subunit (gene U2af50). NCBI's taxonomy places the organism in Eukaryota, Metazoa, Arthropoda, Insecta, Hymenoptera, Colletidae. The transcript is spliced from 8 exons. Bases 204 to 1484 code for a protein of 426 amino acids. The record is from RefSeq and is a predicted model, not a curated record. Gene Ontology annotation, cellular component: U2-type prespliceosome; nucleus; U2AF complex. Gene Ontology annotation, biological process: mRNA processing. Gene Ontology annotation, molecular function: poly-pyrimidine tract binding; pre-mRNA 3'-splice site binding.